AAAAAGUAACGAAGAGAACGGUGACUUGCUCUUUCGCCUUCCCACUUGGUCGUCUCCCUCGCUUCACCAUAUGCAGAGAAAGAGAAGAGGAGAAAGUGAGAAGGCUUAUCAGUCCUCCCGUCGCCCUUCGUCCACGCUCAUUUUAUUAGAUCUUAUGCUCUUCGGUGCUAUCUUCGUAUCUUAGGUGUGUUCCCCGAAGGAAGAGCUCCCGGGCGAGCCCCGUGCAAGAAGGUUGUGGUUCUCGCAGAUCGAGCCCUUUUUUCCUGCUUUUCUCGGCCCUAAUGUUUUCAUCUUGGUGGGCUUUUUCGGAGAAGUAGCAAACGAUAUAUUGGUCUCAGUUCGGAAAUUAGAGUCAAAGCUUUGCUGAGUUUUUGAACCGAACUGCUCCGAAUUCGCACCAUGAUGGACACAACGAAGUUUACAGGAAUCAUCGCUGGAGGAGGUGGAGCUGGAGGUGGUGGGGGGAACUACUACGAUAUGGCGUACUAUCGGAAGCUCGGAGAGGGCACCAACAUGUCGGUGGACAGCAUCCAGACUAGCACUGGCGGCGGGUCAGUGGCUAUGUCGGUGGGGAACAGUAGCGUCGGGUCGAGCGACUCUCAGACCGGAAUACUUCACCAUAACGGUCUCCGGCAGACCACCGCCGUUCCUGGUAGCUCCGUUGGUCACAGCGUCUUCCGCGCUGGCCGCGUUACCCAUGCCCUAAACAGUGAUGCCCUCGCGCAGGCUUUGAUGGACCCGCGUUUUUCCACGCAAGGCCUCAACAACUACGAUGAGUGGACUCUCGAUCUCAGGCAGUUGAACAUGGGAGAGCCCUUUGCGCAAGGGGCUUUUGGUAAGCUCUACAGGGGAACUUACAAUGGAGAAGACGUAGCAAUUAAGCUGUUGGAGAAGCCGGAGAACGAUCCUGAGAGAGCUCAGCUUAUGGAGCAGCAGUUUGCUCAGGAAGUGAUGAUGCUUGCAAAUCUGAAGCACCCUAAUGUGGUUAGGUUCAUUGGGGCUUGCAGAAAGCCGAUGGUUUGGUGCAUUGUGACCGAGUAUGCCAAGGGCGGAUCAGUUCGACAGUUUCUGAUGAGGAGGCAAAACCGUUCUGUGCCUCUGAAAAUUGCAGUGAGGCAAGCGCUAGAUGUUGCCAGGGGAAUGGCUUAUGUUCAUGGUCUGGGCUUCAUUCAUCGAGAUUUAAAAUCUGAUAAUCUUCUCAUUUUUGGGGAUAAAUCGAUUAAAAUUGCCGACUUCGGUGUAGCUCGCAUUGAAGUGCAGACAGAGGGGAUGACACCAGAGACCGGGACCUACCGGUGGAUGGCUCCAGAGAUGAUCCAACACAGACCCUAUACCCAGAAGGUGGAUGUCUACAGCUUUGGUAUUGUGCUCUGGGAGCUCAUUACCGGCAUGCUCCCCUUCCAGAACAUGACAGCCGUUCAAGCUGCUUUUGCUGUUGUCAACAAAUGCGCUAGACCAAUCAUACCAAGUGAAUGCCCCCCAGCUCUAGGGGAAAUUAUGACCCAUUGCUGGGAUGCCAACCCUGAUGUUCGUCCUCCAUUUGCCGAUAUAGUAAAAAUGCUCGAGAAUGUUCAGGGAGAAUUAGCCACUUCUGUUCGCCGUGCGCGGUUCAGAUGCUGCUUGACCCAGCCAAUGACCAUAGACUGAAAUGAAAAAAAUUGAUUUAUGCUCAGAAAUAGAGAGAAAGAAAGCAAUCUGCCUACUUAUUUUUGUGCAUUUAUAAUUUAGAAGACUGGUAAGUAGAAAAAAAUUAGUUGUUGAUUAUGUUGUUUCAAGCUGGUUUCUCUUCAUAAUUGUUGCACCGAGUUAAGUUAGUUGUCAUUCGCUUCUUUUGUUUGGUGCUUUCAUUGUAUGAAAUUUCAUUACUCGUUUUAUGUUUUUAUUCAAAGAAAGGAAGCGUUAUCUUUUAUUUGAUAAA
Molecule: messenger RNA, 1918 nt
Organism: Dendrobium catenatum
Lineage: Eukaryota; Viridiplantae; Streptophyta; Magnoliopsida; Asparagales; Orchidaceae
Product: serine/threonine-protein kinase STY13-like
Exons: 2
Coding region: 400-1647 (415 amino acids)
Biological process (GO): protein phosphorylation
Molecular function (GO): protein kinase activity; ATP binding
Source: RefSeq, a predicted model, not a curated record